Nematolebias whitei (Rio pearlfish) is the source of this 5729-nucleotide messenger RNA. RefSeq names its product collagen alpha-1(XI) chain. Gene Ontology annotation, molecular function: extracellular matrix structural constituent; heparin binding. The coding region runs from base 1 to 5226 and encodes 1741 amino acids. The transcript is spliced from 66 exons. NCBI's taxonomy places the organism in Eukaryota, Metazoa, Chordata, Actinopteri, Cyprinodontiformes, Rivulidae. The record is from RefSeq and is a predicted model, not a curated record.
AUGAUGGACCGAUGGAGACUAACGCGCCACGCGUGGAUGCUGCUGCUGAUCAGCUUCUUCUCUGUUUCUAUUGCAGCUAAUCCUAUUGACAUCCUGAAGGUCCUGGAUCUAUCAGAGGACAUGGAGGGUGUCUCACUUGAGGCAGGACUUUGCACAAGCAGGACAGGACGAGAGGAGACAGACCUCUCCUUUAAAAUCAACAAGAAGAUUCAGCUAAGCGCGCCCACCAAGCAACUCUUCCCAGAUUCACCAUUCCCUGUGAAUUUCUCACUGAUGACCACAGUAAAAGCUGCAAAAGGAUCUCAGGUUUUUCUCCUGUCCUUGUACGACACUCAGGGCACACAGCAGCUGGGCUUAGAGCUCGCUCGUUCUCCUGUGUUCCUGUACGAGGACCACAAGGGUCAGCCAACUCCAGAAUUUUACCCCACCUUCAGAAAGAUCAACCUGGCUGACGGCAAGUGGCACAGAGUUGCCUACAGUAUUGAGGGCCAAACGGUGACUCUGUACUUGGACUGUGAGAAGGUGGACACCCUGGAUCUGCUCAGAGGUCACGAUCCACGGGUCAGCACCGACGGAGUCACAGUGUUCGGAACGCGUCUGCUGGAUGAAGAUGUGUUUGAGGGAGAAAUCCAGCAGCUGCUGCUUGUCGACGACCCCAGAGCGGCAGAGUCCUACUGUCAGGACUACAUCCCAGACUGUGACGCACCUUUACCCUACGACAGCAUAUUACCACCGACUGAUGAGGUGAAGAGAGCAUUUAAGAAGCGUGUGGUGGAAGAGUUUGAGGAGUUUGACUACAGCGACCUCUUCGACGACCUUUCUGUGUCCUCGGUGACAUCGGGUCCGAAUGUGACGGAGUACGAGAUCAUUGAAUACGAAGACUAUGACAACAACACACACUUGUAUCAUGUGAACGAGUACGAAUAUGAGGACGAAUACGACGAGCGCUACGGGCCUGCAGAGAGAGAACGAGAGCACUCUCUGAACACACAGAAUCUACCUGAAAAAGGAGAAAAAGGAGAGCCGGGCAUUCUGGGCAUGGGAACACAGAUUACAGGACCAUAUGGGCCCCCAGGACCCGAGGGAGAACCGGGACCUCCGGGUAUCACGGGACCAGCGGGACCUCGAGGAGACCCUGGAGAGUUGGGUCCUCCGGGACGGCCGGGCCUUAAUGGAGCCGAUGGGAUACCAGGACCUCCAGGAAACAUCAUGCUCAUACCGUUCCAGUCAGGUGGGGACCCGGGAACAGGUGCUGUGGUUUCUGCACAGGAGGCUCAGGCCCAGGCCAUCCUGCAGCAGACUAAGCUGGCAAUGAAGGGGCCUCCGGGGCCGCUGGGUCUCAGGGGACGACCUGGACCACUGGGUGCAUCAGGUCCUUCUGGUCUAAAGGGGAGCAGUGGGGACCUGGGACCACCAGGUCCUCCAGGGCUGUCGGGAAUCCCAGGUCAGAACGGACGGCCUGGGAAACGGGGUCGAGCAGGUGCAGAUGGGGGCCGUGGUGCAAUAGGAGAGACUGGAGCAAAGGGAGAUAGGGGCUUUGACGGCUUGCCUGGUCUUCCUGGGAACAAAGGACACAAGGGAGACAGAGGGAAACCGGGCCCUGCAGGUUCUUCAGGCGAGCCAGGGGAAAAGGGUUCCCAGGGACCAUCAGGACCGAGAGGACAAUCAGGUGAUGCUGGUCCCAGAGGUCUGAAUGGCCCCAGAGGUCGCCCCGGACCCACAGGCUUGCCAGGUAUUCGAGGGAUUGAUGGGGUUCAAGGUUCCAAGGGAAACAUAGGACCACCAGGAGAAACCGGAGCUCCCGGACAGCAAGGCAAUCCUGGGAUCUUGGGUUUUCCUGGUCCUCAGGGGUUAGUAGGACUGCCAGGAGAGAAGGGACCUCAAGGGAAAAAAGGGAUGCGGGGCUUACCUGGAAAUGACGGGCCCUCUGGUCACCCUGGAAGAGAAGGCACUCCAGGUGAAAAAGGACUGCCGGGCCCUCUGGGAGUCCAAGGACCUGUGGGGUACCCUGGACAGCGAGGAGUCAAGGGAGCAGAUGGAAUAAGGGGAUUAAAGGGGAGCAAAGGUGAAAAGGGUGAAGAUGGUUUUCCAGGGGCCAAGGGGGAUAUGGGAGCAAAGGGGGACGUUGGGGACAAUGGACCUAUAGGGAUCCCUGGUGAAGAUGGACCUGAAGGCCCCAAAGGCCAGUUGGGUCCUCAGGGGGAGACUGGCUCUGCUGGUAUUUCAGGGGAGAAGGGAAAACUGGGCGUUCCAGGACUGCCAGGAUAUCCAGGACGCCAAGGGCCCAAAGGCUCUGAUGGUUUCCUUGGUGCACUGGGAGCUGCUGGGGAGAAAGGGAAGAAGGGUCCUGCAGGCCAGGCAGGAGGUGCCGGCCAGAGGGGUUCAAAUGGUGCCCGAGGUGCCAGGGGUGCGAGAGGCCCAACUGGGAAACCAGGAGAAAAGGGUGCCUCAGGGCAUGAUGGCCCCCCAGGAUCUCCUGGAGAGAGGGGACCUCAAGGGCCACAUGGAAGAAAUGGAGAACCAGGACCUAAAGGAACAAGUGGUCCGGCUGGAAAGGAUGGACUUCCGGGCCACCCGGGUCAAAGAGGGGAGCCAGGCUUCCAAGGAAAGACGGGACCUCCAGGACCUCCAGGUGUGGUGGGACCACAGGGAAAAUCAGGAGAAUCUGGUCCAACAGGAGAUCGAGGUCACCCAGGAGCACCAGGUGUGCCUGGAGAACAUGGUUUACCUGGAGCGGCCGGAAAGGAGGGUGGAAAGGGGGAUCCUGGUUUACCUGGAACAUCUGGGAAGAAUGGUCCACCAGGUCUGAAAGGGUUCAGAGGGAGCAGAGGAGCCCCUGGAAUAAUGGGACCGCCUGGUCUGAAAGGAGCUUCAGGACCUGGUGGAUCACCAGGAGCCAUAGGACCAACAGGAGAAAGGGGCCCUCCAGGACCAGCUGGAGCCAUUGGACAGCCUGGUCGUGCUGGAGCCAUUGGAGGACCUGGACCAAUGGGAGAGAAGGGGGAGCCUGGUGAGAAGGGACCUAUUGGCCUGGCAGGUCAGGAUGGGGAUCAGGGACCAGUAGGGAUGCCAGGAGCUAUGGGCCCUGUAGGCCCUCCAGGAGAUGAUGGGGACAAGGGAGAACAAGGAGGACCUGGGCAGAAAGGCAGCAAGGGAGACAAAGGAGAAGCAGGCCCCUCAGGCCCUACUGGCACUCAGGGACCAGUUGGUCAGCCAGGACUUCCAGGUGUUGAUGGAUUGCCCGGUCUUCGAGGCCAGCAGGGCAUGUAUGGUCCAAAAGGUGAUGAAGGAUCACGUGGCUUUAAGGGCGCCAAAGGACCAAGAGGGUUACAGGGAAUGCCUGGCCUGCCAGGAGAAAAGGGUGAAAGUGGACACAUUGGUCUAAUGGGUCCACCAGGACAGCAAGGCCCUGUUGGUGCUCAAGGUCCAAUUGGGGGUCAGGGACAGAACGGUAGACCAGGAAUGAUAGGACAGCCAGGUGCUGUUGGGGAGAAGGGAGAGGAUGGUGAGGCAGGUGACCCUGGACCAGUUGGGAUUCCAGGAAGAAUAGGAGAUAAAGGAGACCAAGGGGAAAAGGGAGAUACAGGCCCUCCAGGAGCAGCUGGUCCUCCAGGAGCCAAGGGCCCUCCAGGGGAGGAUGGAGCCAAGGGCACUGCUGGUCCUAUAGGUCUGACGGGUGAUCUCGGACAGCAGGGAGAGGCUGGACCCAAUGGUGUAGAUGGCCUCCCGGGGUCUAAAGGAGACACAGGAGAUCCUGGAAAAUCUGGACCACCAGGACCAUCCGGAGAACCUGGACCACCUGGACCGCCUGGGCGAAGGGGCCACAUGGGGAAACAAGGGAAGGAGGGGAAAGCAGGUUUGAAGGGAACAAAGGGCGCUCCUGGACUGGAGGGACCUGUUGGAAAAACAGGGCCCGUGGGUGCUCAAGGGCAUCCUGGGAAACCAGGUCCCCAGGGCUUGAGAGGAAUCCCUGGCCCUGCCGGUGAGCAGGGUCUAAAUGGACCACCGGGUCAGACAGGACCACCUGGUCCCAUGGGUCCACCAGGUUUAGCAGGCCUAAAGGGAGACCCUGGCAGGAAAGGAGACAAGGGUCAUGGUGGUUUGAUAGGUCUGAUAGGACCUCCAGGAGAUAUUGGCGAAAAGGGAGACAGAGGACUACCAGGGAACCAGGGACUUCAAGGUCCAAAAGGAGAUGAGGGUCCAUUUGGUCCGCCAGGUUCACCCGGUCCUCCUGGUCCCACUGGGCUGUCUGGUGCUAUUGGUGAAAAAGGUUCCAAAGGAAACCAGGGUCCAGUUGGCCCCAGGGGAGACACUGGACCUGCAGGGCCUCCAGGAUCACCGGGACGGCCAGCGAUUGGGAUUUCACCUCUGCCAGAGCGAGGAAGGAGAAGAAGGACUCAUCAUGUGGUGGAUGGUGCAGCACUUGAAAAUGAGGAGGAAGAAAAGGCCGUAGAUGGAGACGAGGAGGCAUGGAUGCAAGGCGAUCAGGCAGAGCAGGAUGGCUUGAUGAAGGAUAAAGAGGGUGAAGACAUGGAAGAGGUGUUUGCUUCUCUCUCGUCGAUGAAGGUGGAGGUGGAAGGUCUGCGUAACCCACAGGGGACAUACCACAGCCCUGCUCGCACCUGCAAAGAACUCUGGCUCCUCCACCCAGACCUCCCCAAUGGUGAGUACUGGAUAGAUCCCAACCAGGGCUGCCACAGAGACUCUUUCAAGGUUUUCUGUAACUUUACUGCUCAGGGAGAAACGUGUCUGUUCCCCGACAAGAAGUUCCAGUCGGUGAAAUUAGCAGCUUGGAAAGGUGAGAAAGCUGGCAGCUGGUACAGUAAAUUCAAGAAAGGAAAACAGUUCUCCUACUCUGGGUCUGACGGCGACUCCAUCCACGUUGUCCAGUUAAACUUUCUGAAGCUGCUCAGCGCCACAGCCAAGCAGACAUUCACCUACCACUGCCUCAACUCCGCCGCCUGGCUGCACAUCGCCUCCUACAGUCACGAACACGCAUUACGCUUCAGAGGCAGCAACGGCGAGGAGCUCACCCACGAGAACACACAUUACAUCAGUGCACUGUACGACGGGUGUCAGACACGCUCGGGUCAGGAGAGGACGGUGUUGGAAUUUGACGCUUCGGUGUCCAACACACUCCCUAUCGUUGAUGUAGCUGUGUCCGAUUUUGGAAAAGGGAACCAGAAAUUUGGUUUCCAAGUUGGCCCGGUUUGCUACAAUGGUUAACAAAGCUGGGAGAACCAGUUCCAGAAACAAUUUAAGAAAAGAAGAGCCAUGGACACUUUUUUACAUGCAAAGUGAACACUACAUUCAAAACCACAUAUUUAUAAGUUGAUGUGUGUACACCAGUGUGUUCUGAUCCAAACAAGCAGUGACACGUUGAUGUAGUCGGUCUGUCUGUCCUGAGUUCAGAUUCACCAACAGAAGACUACAACAACUUCACUCACAAUGGAUUUACAUGCUGUGUUUUCCAGUGAAACAUCGACAUCCUCGGAAGCACAUUUUUUCUUUCAUUUUUGAAGGACUAAGCUGUGCUCUUACUUUUACUCACUUCAAUUCAUACACUCAGUAAAUACAACACAAACACACUCAGAUCAAUAAACCACAAUACACACACAACAUACCACAGUUCAGCAGAAAUCUUAUUGUCAUCAGCAAUAAGAAAAUAAGGGUGCUCUACUCAAAAAAAUCCUUAAACCUUGAUGGGUGCUGACCAUCCAGCAUGAUAA